AUGGACUCAACUGUAACCACUUUCACUUCAGUCUAUGGUAAACUUGUUUCUUUAGUUCAUGACCACGUUAGUGUUUCAGAGCAAAUACACCAAGCGGAUUCCACCACAACAAAUUAUCCAACAGUGGGAGAGAAAGACGAAGUAGAGAAAACUGUUGCAGAUUUAUUUAACUUGGUAGAUGAUCCAGUUGCUACUAUCCUUUCGACCCUCCUACUGCUUACGCUUGAAAGCGUCUUUCUUGCCUUGGGGGGAGUUCAUUCUGUGUUAUGUUCUUCUUCAGCACAACUUCCCCUGAACUUUGGAGGCCUUAAAUUUGACUUGCUCUCAACAGCAGGGAAAUCGAACCUAUUCUACCAGAUUUUUAAUGGUGUAUUUGAUGACCAGUUUGCUGCAAUGGAUGCUCUUCUGAAUGGGAAAGAGUCCUUUGCGCUUCAGGUUCUUUACCUUUUCUUUCCCAAGAUGAUGCAUGUGGAAAUCUGUGCGUGGUUAAGCAGCACUUGCCGCUUUAUCUCCAAUUCCAGUCUCACACGCAAACCAUUGCAGGAGUAUGUAUAAGAUCUUUAUAAUUAUAAACUUGAGGUUCUAAAAUCCAAUAGAACUUAAAGAUGACACGAAAGGGAAGUUUAAGUGAACUGUGAUGCUAAUAUUUUAUGACCCAAUUGUUUUGAAAACAGAUUUAAAGA
Molecule: messenger RNA, 683 nt
Organism: Ilex paraguariensis (yerba mate)
Lineage: Eukaryota; Viridiplantae; Streptophyta; Magnoliopsida; Aquifoliales; Aquifoliaceae
Source: the annotation of a GenBank genome assembly